AUGGCCACGCCAGUUAUCCAUGUGACGAAUCUGGACCUUUUCAGUUUUUUUUUUUUUUAUUUGAGAACUUCAACUUUUUGGCAGUAUACUGCUUUCUCUUUCGCUUACAGUGGCAAUAAGGUUUCCAGUAAGUGGCAUUCUGCAGCGGAGAGCUCCGUGGCGGCUAGGGCUUCCCUUCUCCGCCUAAUCUGUGUCUCCUCUCCCCUUCUCUUCUCCGGCGUUGCCGGAGGGUUUUCUCCCCUUUCUCCAAAUGGAGGCUGGUCUCCUCUCCUCCGAUUUUUCACCGCUCAGUCUCCCGGUGGACCAGCUAAGUUCAAUCCAAAAAAUUGGAAUCAGAUUUUCGCCCCUGAUACAUCUACUCCGACAACGCUCAAUCUUUCCCACUACCCUGCUGAGCCGGAGAUAGUUCCCUUCACUAAUGACAACAUGUCAAAAGGGGGAGAAGAUUGGAGCUUGUGCUUGGUCGGCUACUCCAUUGGCCGAAGACCGUUCUAUGAAGCUCUCCUAGGAGCUAUUAAGAAAACGUGGAGCCUUAAAGGGAAGAUCAUUGGGUGCUUCCUGAAUUCUUGCCUGUGCAAAUCACAAAUCUUUUUCUGCCCAUCACUGAUGGUGAGGAUUCCUGUUUUCUUUGGAAGAAUAGGUCUAAAUCCAAGUUUAAAGACUAUAUAGAGGAGUUUUACCAUGAUUUAAUAAACUGCAAUUGGCACAAAACUGUUUGGCACAAAAGGAAUUGCCUAAAGCAUAACGUUUAUGUGUGCAUGGCUCUUGUUGGGGCCUUAAAACUGCUGAUGCUCUUCGGAUUAGGCAAAUUAUGGUGCCUAGUAGAUGCAAUCUACGCCAUAUUUUUGAUGAAUCGGUAUCUCAUCUUUUUUAUGAGUGCUCUUACUCUUUUUCUGUGUUAAACGAGCUUAUCUCAGUUACUGUCGGGCUGCUUCUAAGACCUAGUCUGUUACAUCUUUUUUGCUUGGGUUAAUGCUACUUACAAAGGCAAGGCUUCGAUUAAAUUUUUUUACAAACUUAUGAUUUGCUGCACCACUUAUUACAUAUGGAAGGAAAGGAACUCAAGGAGAUUUGGGGACAACAUGCUUAGUUCUACCACGCUAUCUUUACUUAUUAAAAGAGUAGUGUUUGAAAAAGUAUUAAAAUGGAAGGACUCCUCUCAAUUGCUGGAAAUGAUUUAACCAGGCAGGAUUUGGUUUCUGUGAAGUGGAAAUUUUUUGGUUGGUGCAACUGUGCUAACGAAUAUCUCUGUGCUAGAAAAUAUCGGGUCCCCUCGUCCCUUCGAUUUGCCUGAAAAGCUUAGGCUGGACAAUGAUGAAGCUUCCUUUAGCUGGUCCCUUGGACGGCCUUCGGGCAACCAGGGCUCCGUCUAAUUUAAUAUCUGAUUAUCUGAGUCCAGUCUUUUUGGCUUGGGAGCUGGGUAGUGUUUAUUUCUCUAUGCAGGCAUUGGGAUUUUCUGGAGCUGAAACUUUUUCCACUUGGACUACUUCUGCACUUCAAGCUGGCCGCUGCUGCAAGGAUUCAAGUUCUCUUAACUGUUAAUUUCCACUUUUUGGGAUCUUAUAUUGUUUUUGUUUUGUAAUGGGUGGUAUAGUUGGGGUUUCACUUUUAUUCUAUCCUUCAUAAGUUUUUGUUCUUUCUUAUGAUGGAGUUUUACAUGUAAUCUUUUAUUUACUUGUAACCUUUUCUUCACAUAGUAAUAUAUGGGCUUAGGCC
Messenger RNA from Dendrobium catenatum, 1716 nucleotides. RefSeq lists its product as uncharacterized. The record is from RefSeq and is a predicted model, not a curated record. The transcript is spliced from 3 exons. The coding region runs from base 1 to 669 and encodes 222 amino acids. Lineage: Eukaryota; Viridiplantae; Streptophyta; Magnoliopsida; Asparagales; Orchidaceae.